AUAGGUAGGCUGACGUGGACCUCCUCUCUCACGUCACGUGACGUCACGUGGCGACGCUUCGCCCUCGCUUAACUCCGGUGAGAAGGGCGAGCCACCGCCACCACGGCAAGCAGGCAGGCAGGCAGGGUGACUUGGGGGUACGGGUCGACGUGAAAGCUGCUUGCAUUGCCGCCGUCGCUGCCGCUGGCUUUGCUCGCUCGCCUCCUCGUGCCUCUCGAGCUGCCGUUCCACUCCGGAGCCAGCAGGCGUCUCUCUCUGGUCCCCGCGCGACGCCACUCAACAGCGGGUCCGGCUAUCCCUCCGCGCGGAGUCAAGAAGACGCCGAGAGUGGGUGUCGUAGGCGGAAAGAGAAGCGGGGUGGCGGAACGCCGCUCCCUGCGUUGACCUGUCGCCGUCUUCCCAGCGACGUGUCUUGCCUGCUUCUCUGCAUCUCCUCCCAUCUCUGGGUUCGCAGCUCAGAAGGUUCCUCUUGGACGCCCGAAGAGUUUGCACCGCUCGUCUUUCGGAAGUGUGAAGAAAAGGAGCCUGACGACCCUUCGAAGACAACCAUUAGGCAACUUUGGGUUCCGCGGCUUGAUUAUGGUCUUCGUCUUUGCAAGGUGCCUGUGAUCAGUGACACCGAGGUACCGAACGCGAGCGCGAAGGUAACCGCGUCAGUUCACGUCUACCGAUACAUCGGGGUCCGGCUGCAGGACCUGUCUGGUGCCGUGCGCAAACCAGGAUUAAAGAAGGACUGCAUCAUUUAUCCACUCGUCUGACAGCUGAACCGCCAAGGCACCGCAAGCCGAAGGAAUUUGCCAUUCCCGUUAAAGUGCCUGGUCUUGGUCAUGAAACAAAGUGUUUGCGUGCGUGUGCUCCAUGCCGACUGCGUUUAAGGAGGAACCGGCUUCUUGAUUGGAUACGUGCUGUGAUUCCGUUGGUUACUGCUUUGCACGGCGUGUUGGUCUACUACUUUUGUUUUCUUUCUUUUUCGUCCGGAUACGCAAGCGUUCAUCAUUUGCUGACUUAUUUGCUUCGUGCGAUGGGCGUAGCACGUUGGAGUAUUCAGCGGUUGCCGGGAAUCUCUCGACAUGCCGGCGGAACUCAGCCUGCAAGGGGAUGACUUCACCCGGCAGAUGUGGCACAUGUACAACACCUUCGAGGACGUGGUCGUGGGAGGAACGCUGCCGUCGGCUGACCACCCGGCCGGUGACGCCCAGCAGCAGCACACCUUGCCGCCGAGUCAACAACCGGCCGCAGCCGACGACACUGCAGCGCCUGCUGCCGUCCCAGCCGGUAGCUUGCGUGGAGGCGACGCUGCCACUGCUACCGCGGCUGCGCAAGCGACGGCGGCUCCGCGUGCACCCAAGCCCGUUCGCAUUCCGUCGUCGCCCGACGUGCGGCGGGACUCGUCGUCGCCGACGGCGUCGCCCGGCGCUCGCCGGAAGAAGAGGCCAAUGUCUCAGCGCUGCUCGUACGCUGCCUGCGGUAGCAGCGGGAGCAGCAUUAGCAGCAGCAGCAGCGGCAGCCAGCAGCAGCCGCAGCAGCGAAGCUCGCUGUCUUCCUCCGGCAACCCGCUGCUGGACACGAUCGGCUCCAUGACGUACGACCCGUGCUGCGAGUCGGACGACUACUACGACCUGGCCAGCGUGUACCUGCAGCGGCGCCAGGCGCGCCAGCACAGUGACGGCGAGUCUAUCGCGUACGCGGGCUCCAUCGACAGCGGCUACAAGAGUCUCUGUCCGACACCCGAGAUCCCGGACUACGAAGCGGAGGCCAAGCCUCCCGGUAAAGCCGCCGUCGUCCCGCCACAGCCCGCAGCGGUAGUGGCGACGACGGCCAGGCUUGCAGCCCCCGCAACCGCGGGAGGACAGCAGGGUCACAAGCCGACGCAGGAGGAGCUGGAUGCCGACCUGGACCACUUGAUGCAGCUGCGCCAGUCCCUGCUGACGGCCAUCGCCCGUUGCGAGUCGCCGGUGAGCCCCAAGAGCAGCAGCGGCAGUCCGCGAGCGGGCUCGGCGGGCGACAAGACGGUGAGGUUCAGCACCGAGAAGCUGACCUCGGCGCCCUCGUGCUCGCCGGCCAAGGCGCCCGGAACGCGGGCCAAACCCAUCCUCAAAGACCCGCUGUGCGCCAACCUGCGGGCCAACCUCGAGAGGCCAGACAGCGGAGGCACCUUGGAAGAAGAGAUCGACAGCCUCCUGUGUGGAGGCAAGCCCGACUACUACGACUUGGACGCCCGGUUCCCGCCGUCCACGUACGUGACCAUGGUCGAGGAGAAGUACCGCUCCAACGCGGGAUACAGCGUCGCCAAGGUCAAGUGCUUGAAAGACAAAUGCCAAGAGUCCUCCAAAGACCACAAUCACGCAACGUUGACAGCCGAACCAAGUCGGCGCUCGCAAAGUCACACUAGGCAGUCGCACCAGCAGCCGCAGCACCACCAAGCGGGCCCCUUGCCUCCGGCGCUGAGCGCGUACAACCCUCCGAUUUCCACGGAACCAAUGGUUUCGCGCUCAGAGAAGAGUGCUGCCCACCCGGUUCCCACGCCACGGUGUUCGGCAGCUCACGCGGCCACCGCUGUCAUCAGCGCUAAGCCGGGCUCUCCCAAGCCCACUCUCAUGCGCUCUGCCAAGUCCCGCUUCAACGAGGUCGCCAAGUGCAUGCUCGAGAUAAUCGAGGACCUUCAGCACAAGAAGAUCACGGAACCGCGACCCGCCAAGACUUCUUCCAGCAAGCUACCCGUGGCGUCGACAACAGCUGCCUCGUCUUCAUCACAGCCUCUACGCGACACUCACAUCGGUGGCUCAAGAGCAGGACCCACCUCGGCUCACCAGCAACAACAGCAGCAAACACAGAGGCCCCUGUCGGAUUCGGAGUACCACGUUUACGAGGAGGUCCUGUACGACUUUGUCAACUCGGCUGGAAGCGUCGCGUCCGAGCUCCAGCGGCCACCCCCUCCUCUGCCGGCGAGGCCCAGUGAACCAGGCCACCGACCUAAACAGAGGAGUAACUUGUACUCUCUGGUGCGCAACCAGGAGGAAAGGCGCAAUAUAUCUAAGUCGCUCGAACAGGAAUGGUCCGGCGACAGAGCGGCACGGUUGGAGGACGAGUACGGGUUUCGCUCCGUGACCAACUCGUAAGACUGUGCGUGCAGGUCAAAGUGGGUCAGGACUCUGGCUUCUCUCGGCGACCAUCUUGAUUCGACUGUGCGUAUACGUCAAAUGGGUCAGCACUGGCUGGCUUCUCUCGGUGAAAAUUUGAUUAGACUGUGCACGUGUCAACGUUGUGACAUUCUGACAUCAUUCACAACGUGCCCCAGCAAAAUCGAGAAACUCUUGCAGCAAUCGUCGUGGUGUGGACUCAUGCGAGUACAUGCACGCGCUUGUGGAUACAAAGUGACACUGGACGUGCAAACUCAUGAGCAACGUGUGACGACAUAGUGAUUGCCCCGGGCUCCGCGAGUCCCACACGAGUGCGCUUUGUAAGCGCAGCCUCUUAGACUCUUGGGUCAAACAAAAUAUUUAAACCUUUUCUCAGGGGAUACAAAAGCCCAUGUGUUCAAAUGUACUACGCUUUGUGCAUCAUGACGGAGGCGUAUGGGCAAUUGGUGAGACAAAAAUGAGACGCAAUCGUUUAUGUGUGUAUGCAACCUCGUCUGUUGCUAUUGUCUCAGGACCGCAAUGCACACGAACAUGCACGUGAGCAUUUGGGCCCACGUUAAGUAUAUGGCUUGUUCAGAUAGUUGCGGCCAAAACUUAAGUGACAUGCAACGUAUCCUGUUGAAAUGUUGAGUGUUCUCUGACCUUAUUUAAUUUUUUGUCAACUUCUAAGACCGUGAACGUGAAAUCGAUUAAAAAGAACACAUCCUCAGUCGACGUACAGUGAUGAUUGUUAUGGCGCUUUAUAUGCCUAAUAGGCGGCGAGUACUCGAGGAGUUUUGCACAUAUCAAUCAUCGGCACUGCAAGGGAAUUAACAAAAUUAGUGACUUGCCAAGACUCUCGCAAGAGUUUUUCUUUCUGCUACGUCCACACAUACCUAAGAGUUUGAGAAAAUAUCAGCAGUGUAUUACAACGUUUGUAGAAAAUACGCGUUGGCAAUUGCUACAUAUCUGGACAGUUUUGUACAUUUGUGCCCAACCAGUCUACCAGAAAAUGCUAAGAAAACUCAAAUGUAACUGCUUUCAAGGCAACUGAGAACUGGCACAACAAUGACACACAUGACAGCAGAGACAGUGGUUACUCUUUCCGCCGCGUUUGCUGCUAAUACAAAACACUUCCAUAUUCAAAGCUGAUAUGUCUAAAGAUUAUUGAAAAGUGAACCGUUGCACGUGACUGACUGAUCGUGUCAGUUUCACCUGCUGUAUUUUAGCACUGACAAUGUGGCUUUAGCUAUAGCCUUAACAUAUGUUAUGGUGGACAAUUUUCCGCAGGAACAGUGUGAAUACGAGCAAUACCUCAGCUGUCGACUAAAGCUUGCGAUAAGCUUGGCAGAACAACCCAGAGUAAGAUCUAAGCUACAAAUAUACACGAAGCAAUGCUUUUUAAUCAAUUCUGCUGAUCGGCUGGAAACACAUCUAUUGUUAAGCACGUUGGCGUGUUCUAGGCAAUGUUAUAAUUAUUAAAAAAAAUAUAGUGCUGGUCACUCUCGUUAAGCGGCCUCGAAUAGAGCGUUGGCUCGCGAUUGCUACAAUAAUUCGAGGCCUUUGCUUCUGCAUUAAGACAUGACCUCCUUAUUGCCCAUGAUCUCACCUUUGGAACAUCUAUUUAAACAAACGGGGUAGGAAUUCAUGGUGACCUGGCAUCUACGCUAGCUUGGCAUGCCUUCGACUUGAAUGAAGGUAAGGACAAAAUGCCUGGUCGCUAACUUGAGACCAUCUUAACGUGGCAUGAUUUGAAAAAGUUGUUGGGCCGAACUCAUGCGAGCGAGUAUGUCUCACUAGCGUGAACACAUGGAACGAUGGUGUCUCUAACGUUUAAAACGGUGCUGCCGUAAUAAGAAACCUCUGACAUCUUUCAUGUCUUACGGCAAAUGUGAUCUACUGCACACACAAAAGCGUAGAGCAGCAUCAGGAGUGCGCGCUCAUAGCUCAGUGAUUCAGUGAUCUGGCGUUAUCUCCUGAUAGCUCAGUUAUGUGUCACUGCCAUAUUGCUCUUUUGGAUGACGUUUGAAGCUUUUGCAAUGGAACUAGAGCUUGCGUAAGUGUAUCCAGUGAACUUGUCGUUAUUUAAAGUAGCUGGUGUAGUGAAUUUCGGUGUCGGACAAUACAGUCUUAAGUACAGUGUGAAAGAUCCCAUCUAGCCAUCUCACAGAGAAUCAUACCGCAAGCUUAAUAUAGCAGAGGUAUAAGAAAGGCUUGUGGCUUAAUAAAUUUUGCAAAGUGUGAUGACCCAUACAUAUCCAUGAGCGUAACUUCUCACUGUUAUUUUAAUUCCGACCGAAUAACGCCCGUUACUUAAUACGGUGGUUCCGAGUCCUAGGAUGAGACACCAAGCACAAGCCUUUCAUGUUUUUGCGGUUUAUUUUCAGAAAGAGGAGAUACGUUUAUCUUCAAGACAGUUUUACGAGUCAUUGGCCGAUGUGUACUGAACCAUUGAGGUCGUAAUGAAAAUAUUUAAACUAAAUAGACUUUGUAACUUUGCAAUUAUAGCAUAUGUAUACUCAUAGAACGCAUCACACAGUUGGUACUGUUUCCAGCGUAUAGUGAGAUUUGACGUGAACAAAGCAGUAAAUUAUUUUUAUCGUUGUUAAUGUCGAGUCUUCGUGUUUCCCGCACUGAUAUUAAACGAACUGUAGCAAUAUAUGUUCUCAACGCUGUUACGAUUGUGUGCCUCAUGCGAGAUAUUUUCUAUGCUUUAUAAGUUAAGCGCACGUUACUGUUGUCAAGCAUGAUAACUAGCAAAGUUGCAUGUUGAUGGCUUACACACUGGGUAUUUCCUUUUUCGAUUUGAAGGGGUGCUGAAGGCAAGCGCUAUGUAAGGCCACCAUAGUAGUUUGCUGUUCUCAAUUUAUCUCUCUCACCGCUAGAUUUGUGCAAAAAAGGAAUUUGCCCGUAAAAUCACAUUUAAAUGCCGAACUACCCUUUUUCGAACCGCGGUGCUAAUUACGCCAACAUGUGACAGCGUAGCCUGACAUUUAUUUGAACGUUUUGGCUGUCUUUCUCGUUGGAUAAAACUUACGAAUGUUGUUUGCUUAAAUUUUGCUCUGUUAUUCUUUUUGCUACAUUCGUGAACCAAUGGCUUCGGCGGAGCGUUGCUUUAGCCUGUGACGACACAGAUAUCUCUCUUUGGAAUCCGGAUGUAUAGGCUCCACCCUUGAACAUUUCCUACGUAUCCUGACACAUCAAACUAUUCGGUCACUGAAAAGUGUUGCUAUAUAGUGGCUCUUUCGAACGCGUCACUAUAUCUCGCUAGCCUCAUUUCAGCAUAGAGACUGAAAGACAUAUAGACAAUAAUGCGGGACUAAUGGGAAAAUGCAAUGUAUAAACCCGACAGCGCGCAUCAAAUAUUAUCCCUACGUUGAGUGUUCCCGAAUACAAGCGUGUGCGUUUAACAGGGUACUCUCACAGGCCUCCAUAUGAACGCACUUUCACUGUUUGCAGCUAUGAGGUCCAGACAACUCCCGCGACCGUAUCUCUUUACGCCAGAAAGGUUGCUGAAGCUAUCUGGCGUCGCUCGAUGACAAACUGCAAUUUUCUGAGCUUCUCUAAGACAUUUCAAAGCAUUCAACACAGUUUCCAUAUCACAUGGGCGCCUGCCCUGCAUGUAAAAUUGGCGCAACAUGUUACUCUUUGACAUAUCAUGCAUGGAAUCAGAAAUACAGCACGCAUAUCACCUAAACACAGUUGGUCAGCAAACUUAGCAGCUGAAUCCUAAUGGUUAUAACUUGUGAUCACUGUUUAACUUACACAUGACAUACACACGCAUGUGUUUGUUUUGCAUUGUACGAUAUUCAGUGUCCCCUGCCCAUUGCGGAAUUAUUCACUUGACGAUAUUGCCAAUAGGCCGUUGGAGGUCAUGUAGCCCCUCGAAGAAAAAAAAAAAAACGCUACUUCACACAUGCAGUUGAAUAUUGCACACUACUUUUGAACUGCCGUGACUCAUUUCGUUUUAUUACGUUGUCAUCUUCUGAAAAAGGCGCCAGAGCCUCAAGCUGAACUAAAUUCGUGCCAUUCUAAAUCACCACACUAUACGCUGUGAUGACGAACUAUUUGAGGCAAUAUAUGGUCUACCAUCACGGAGAAAGUGUUGUUUGAUUUUGAUUUGGAAUUAUAUUUCGAGCCUUUACGCCGAAACAUGAAGCAGUGUCACUGUCUAUAAUGUUAUGAAUUUUGUGUCACUGAUUCUGGGGGUCGAUGUGAAAAAAAGACUUAUUGUUUGUCCCCAAAGCAGACAUAUCUUGAAGAGUAUUGUUGUACUAACGAUCGCUUGCGUGCAGCUGUCACAUUUUUUUCAGACUCACUAUAUACUCAUGUUCAGUUUUACGCCUAGACGAAGACGUCUGGAUGAAAAAAAAAAAACGUGUAUAUAUGAAUAUUUCGAUGAAAAGUACUGCCUCACUGGUAUAUACACGCAUAUUGACAGUUUAUGUGAGGAAGAGAGUAGAAUGUGUAUAUUUCAGCAAGUGAAAUAAAUGUCUGUUUUCUUUUU
Dermacentor silvarum is the source of this 7626-nucleotide messenger RNA. RefSeq lists its product as uncharacterized. Lineage: Eukaryota; Metazoa; Arthropoda; Arachnida; Ixodida; Ixodidae. The coding region runs from base 1071 to 3119 and encodes 682 amino acids. The transcript has 3 exons. The record is from RefSeq and is a predicted model, not a curated record.